Messenger RNA from Necator americanus (New World hookworm), 1839 nucleotides. RefSeq lists its product as uncharacterized. The transcript is spliced from 16 exons. Gene Ontology annotation, molecular function: carbohydrate derivative binding; monosaccharide binding; glucose-6-phosphate isomerase activity. NCBI's taxonomy places the organism in Eukaryota, Metazoa, Nematoda, Chromadorea, Rhabditida, Ancylostomatidae. The record is from RefSeq and is a predicted model, not a curated record. Gene Ontology annotation, biological process: gluconeogenesis; glucose 6-phosphate metabolic process; glycolytic process. The coding region runs from base 1 to 1839 and encodes 612 amino acids. Gene Ontology annotation, cellular component: cytosol.
AUGAGAGGAUGCUACAGAUUAAACUCCACGGAAGACGACGACGACGACGACGAGUGCUAUGCGAUGAAGGAUGAGGAAGCGAGAAAGAUGCAACCUUCACCGUUAUCCAUGGUUGUCGCCGACAUUAUCGAAUUCUUUAAUGUCUCAUGGAACAAUAUCCAUAGUCAUUAUAAUUGUGGCGGGAUGUCGUUGUGCAGAGAUGCUAAGUUCCAAGAUCUUAAAAUGUUCGUGGAUUGUCACGAAAAAGAACAAUUAAACAUCUACGAACAACUAUUGAAUGAUCCGGAACGUUUCAACAAAUAUACGCGGAUGAUUGAUACUCCUGAUGGCACCGUACUAUUCGAUUUCUCCAAACAUCGGAUAUCCGACACCACAUUUGAGAAGUUGAUGGAAUUGGCCAAAUCACGUAAUGUGGAAAUGAUGCGUGAAGCAAUGUUCAGCGGUGAACGCAUAAACUUCACCGAAAACCGUGCAGUACUUCAUAUUGCACUGCGGAACCGAAGUAACACACCUAUAACUGUCGACGGAAAGGAUGUGAUGCCCGAUGUGAAUCGUGUCUUGGCUCACAUGAAAGACUUCUGUGAACAAAUUAUCAGCGGAACUUGGACUGGCUAUACUGGGGAGAAAAUCACGGACGUCGUCAACAUCGGUAUUGGAGGAUCAGAUCUCGGUCCUCUUAUGGUGUGUGAGGCACUGAGACAUUACCAAAUUGGGCCAAACGUACAUUUCGUCAGUAACGUUGAUGGGACACACAUUGCAGAGGUUACCAAAAAACUCAAACCUGAAAAUACGUUGUUCAUCAUCGCCUCGAAGACUUUCACCACCCAAGAAACCAUAACCAACGCUGAAACCGCAAAAGAGUGGUUUUUGAAAAAGGCCGGAAAUGCAUCAGCUGUAGCGAAACAUUUUGUGGCACUCUCAACAAACGUCCCGAAAGCGACACAAUUUGGCAUCGACCCCUCGAAUAUGUUCGAAUUUUGGGAUUGGGUAGGCGGAAGAUAUUCGCUUUGGUCAGCUAUUGGACUCUCCAUUGCUGUUCAUGUUGGCUUUGACAACUUCCAAAAACUUCUCGAAGGUGCUCACGCAGCUGAUCUACACUUCACCAGCCAACCACUCGACCAAAAUGUACCUGUCAUAAUGGCAAUGUUGGGGGUACUAUACAGCAACAUUUAUGGGGCUGAAACUCAUGCACUGCUCCCAUACGACCAAUAUCUACAUCGCUUCGCAGCGUAUUUCCAGCAGGGAGACAUGGAGAGCAACGGGAAAUUCGUCACGAGGGACGGGAACCGGGUAGACUAUUCCACUGGACCCAUUGUUUGGGGAGAGCCAGGUACCAACGGCCAACAUGCGUUCUACCAGCUGAUUCAUCAAGGCACUCGAUUGAUUCCAUGUGAUUUCAUCGCUCCUGCGAAAACCUUGAAUCCAGUACGUAAUGGACUUCAUCAUCAGAUCCUUCUUGCGAAUUUCUUGGCGCAAACAGAGGCCCUUAUGAAGGGUAAGAGCCGAGAAGAAGCGGAGGCAGAGCUAAAAGCUGCAAACACUCCAGCGGAGAAUAUCGACAGAAUCCUGCCGCACAAGGUAUUCGAGGGUAACCGUCCAACGACAUCAAUCGUGUUGCCUGUGGUUUCUCCAUUCACCCUUGGUUUGCUUAUUGCUCUCUACGAACACAAAAUCUUUGUACAGGGUGUAGUCUGGGAUAUCAACAGUUAUGACCAAUGGGGAGUUGAACUAGGAAAACAGCUAGCAAAAGUUAUCCAACCAGAGCUUGCCGCUUCAGGACCUGUUACUUCACAUGACGUUUCCACUAAUGGUCUAAUCAACUUCAUCAAAUCUCUUUAA